AUGCGCAUUGUUGAGGUACUCGAUUACAAUUCCACCCCUAUACGUGGACCAGUUGCUAAGGGUUAUCGAUUUAGUUGCUCACUUGCAUGCACCCAGUCACAUAAGAUAUACUGUGCUCCGAAAGCACCAUCGAAUGAGGAACCGAGUAACACAGCGACCGAUGUCGAUCCCACACCCGAGAACGAGGCCAACGGCCCUACACCUGCAGAGCCAUCUGGCACCAAUGCUACUGCGAUAACCCCUGCAGAAGUGGGGGCAUCGUCAGAGAUGAAAGAGCUUCUCAGCCAAUACCCGGAACUGCGCAGCCUGCUACAAGAUAUGUUCCAGUCGACCCUGGAAGAAGAAUGGGUGGAAUCUUACACACCCCCUGCACGGAGUCGUGGACGUGGCCGUGGGCGAGGUCGUGGAGGGUCAGCUCCUCGUAGCCGUGGCCCCUGGACGUCCGAGAAAGGCUUCAACCGCGGGCUGGGCAGAGUCCGGAAGCUGAGACAGGAUUGUGAGGACGGGACGGAAACUGGCCCGACCGCGGAGGCUUUCAUGCGGUUUAUGGCACUUGUCAAGGGCAAGGACACCGCCUGA
This is a messenger RNA of Penicillium griseofulvum, 579 nucleotides long. RefSeq lists its product as uncharacterized. The coding region runs from base 1 to 579 and encodes 192 amino acids. The record is from RefSeq and is a predicted model, not a curated record. NCBI's taxonomy places the organism in Eukaryota, Fungi, Ascomycota, Eurotiomycetes, Eurotiales, Aspergillaceae. The transcript has a single exon.